This is a messenger RNA of Alternaria alternata, 610 nucleotides long. RefSeq lists its product as hypothetical. The record is from RefSeq and is a predicted model, not a curated record. Lineage: Eukaryota; Fungi; Ascomycota; Dothideomycetes; Pleosporales; Pleosporaceae. The coding region runs from base 85 to 420 and encodes 111 amino acids. The transcript has 2 exons.
CUGCAACUUGAAUGAACUAACGAACAACAUAGCGAUAUCCCCUUGUACAUCGCAGCAGGUCUCACCGUGCUUCCAUCCAUCAGAAUGUCACCCAUCUCGCGCAUGGCUCGUCUCCUUCUCAUCUUACAUGCGUUCGUCAACAUAGUCUUCGGCAUCUACCCCUUCGUCAACCCCGGAGAAUACGCUGCCAUCACUGGCGUAGAAGGUCCAGACAAGACCUUGCAAUCGAUUGGUCUGGGUGGAAUAGCAGUCGGCUGGUACCAACUCAUCUUCACCCUCCAAGGCAACCGUCGCAUGAUUGCUUCUACGAUCCCGAUGAGAUUGGGCUUUGCCGCAGUCAUGUAUAGUUGGGAGAAGCAGCCUGUGAUGAUUUACGAGCUUAUUGUUGUGUGGUUUUGUUUACUCGGGGUGUUUGCUUAGAAUAAGGAAACCACAGAGGAAGAUCGAGAGAGAAUAGAAAGAGGUGAACGAGAUGGUAAUCAGGAUCUGUGAAGUUCGAAUGGGACGUAAGAGCUACUUCAUUGUCGAUCUAUGCUAUCUAUUCGCGAACAACCCCAAGCUAGACAUGAAGACAAUUCUUGAAUAAGAAUGCUACGUAACCCCUUGUCCC